CACAGAGUCAUCUUUUUUUCAAAUUUCCCCUACUGGCCUGUGCCACUGGGGUCAGAAGAACUGUGCUGUAAGGAGAGUGAGCAAAAUGAAUUCAGUGCCCACAGAGAGACUGAAGCGAGAUGUUUGCUGGUGGAAGAGCUGAUUCAGAAGAGGAGAUAAAGAGUUGAGAGUCGGGUCGAAGACAUAACUGGAGAACUUACGAAUCAAGAUGAGAUUACUAAGGGCCAACGUUGAAAUUAAAGGGUAAAGGUCCAAGGUUAUACUUUGACAUUUCCUUGGUGAUAAGAGUUUUGAAGGAGUAUGUGAGGGAAUACUCACCAGGAAACCAUGUUGGGACCGAAGCAGAGCCUGCCAUGCAUUGCCCCACUGCUGACCACGGCGGAGGAGACUCUGAGUGCUGUCUCUGCUCGGGUCCGAGGACAUAUUCCUGAAUGGCUUAAUGGUUAUCUACUUCGAGUUGGACCUGGGAAGUUUGAAUUUGGGAAGGAUAGAUACAAUCAUUGGUUUGAUGGAAUGGCGUUGCUUCACCAGUUCCGAAUGGAGAGGGGCACAGUGACAUACAAGAGCAAGUUUCUACAGAGUGACACAUAUAAGGCCAACAGUGCUGGAGGUAGAAUUGUGAUCUCAGAAUUUGGCACGCUGGCCCUUCCUGACCCAUGCAAGAGCAUCUUUGAACGUUUCAUGUCAAGGUUUGAGCCACCUACUAUGACUGACAACACCAACGUCAACUUUGUGCAGUACAAAGGUGAUUACUACAUGAGCACAGAGACUAAUUUUAUGAAUAAGGUGGACAUUGAGAUGCUGGAAAGGACAGAAAAGGUGGACUGGAGCAAAUUCAUUGCUGUGAAUGGAGCCACUGCACAUCCUCAUUACGACCCAGAUGGGACAGCAUACAACAUGGGGAACAGCUAUGGGCCAAGAGGUUCUUGCUAUAAUAUUAUUCGUGUUCCUCCAAAAAAGAAAGAGCCCGGGGAGACGAUUCACGGAGCACAGGUGCUAUGUUCCAUUGCCUCCACUGAGAAAAUGAAGCCUUCUUACUACCAUAGCUUUGGAAUGACAAAAAACUACAUAAUCUUUGUCGAACAGCCUGUAAAGAUGAAGCUGUGGAAAAUAAUCACUUCUAAAAUCCGGGGAAAGCCCUUUGCUGAUGGGAUAAGCUGGGAGCCCCAGUAUAACACGCGGUUUCAUGUGGUGGAUAAACACACUGGACAGCUUCUCCCAGGAAUGUACUACAGCAUGCCUUUUCUUACCUAUCAUCAAAUCAAUGCCUUUGAGGACCAGGGCUGUAUUGUGAUUGAUCUGUGCUGCCAGGAUGAUGGGAGAAGCCUAGACCUUUACCAACUACAGAAUCUCAGGAAAGCUGGAGAGGGGCUUGAUCAGGUCUAUGAGUUAAAGGCAAAGUCUUUCCCUCGAAGAUUUGUCUUGCCCUUAGAUGUUAGUGUGGAUGCUGCUGAAGGAAAGAACCUCAGCCCACUGUCCUAUUCUUCAGCCAGCGCUGUGAAACAGGGUGAUGGAGAGAUCUGGUGCUCUCCUGAAAAUCUACACCACGAAGACCUGGAAGAGGAAGGGGGGAUUGAAUUCCCUCAGAUCAACUAUGGCCGAUUCAAUGGCAAAAAGUAUAGUUUCUUCUAUGGCUGCGGUUUUCGACAUUUGGUGGGGGAUUCUCUGAUUAAGGUUGACGUGACGAACAAGACACUAAGGGUUUGGAGAGAAGAAGGCUUUUAUCCCUCGGAGCCCGUUUUUGUUCCGGUGCCAGGAGCAGAUGAGGAAGACAGUGGGGUUAUACUCUCUGUGGUGAUCACUCCCAACCAGAGUGAAAGCAACUUCCUCCUUGUCUUGGAUGCCAAGAGCUUCACAGAGCUGGGGCGAGCGGAAGUACCCGUGCAGAUGCCUUACGGGUUCCAUGGCACCUUUGUGCCUAUCUGACGGCAGAGGCGCAAGGAAGGCUAGGAUCGGGCUUCGAUGAGCACACUCUGAGGAAAAGAGAAAAUGGUGGAUCUCACUCAAAAGCUGUUGUAGUUUGGACCUGACCCUGACCCCUAAGGACUCAUAGACCCGACUCCCGUGGGCUCAUCGACCCUGACCCCCAACGUGCUGAUAGAUCCUGACCACCACGGGAUCAUAUUUAAAUUCUUGUUCCCAGCUUGUGGCACUACUUUUUUUUUUUUUGUAGCAGUGGUAAAAUAACUAAUAAUCUCCCCAUGUAUGGUUUUAUAUUUCUAUUAAAACACAACUUGUGAGGUAA
This is a messenger RNA of Mus musculus (house mouse), 2245 nucleotides long. RefSeq names its product beta-carotene oxygenase 2 (gene Bco2). Gene Ontology annotation, cellular component: mitochondrion. Gene Ontology annotation, molecular function: beta,beta-carotene-9',10'-cleaving oxygenase activity; oxidoreductase activity, acting on single donors with incorporation of molecular oxygen, incorporation of two atoms of oxygen. The transcript is spliced from 12 exons. The record is from RefSeq and is a predicted model, not a curated record. Gene Ontology annotation, biological process: isoprenoid metabolic process; carotene catabolic process; carotene metabolic process. Lineage: Eukaryota; Metazoa; Chordata; Mammalia; Rodentia; Muridae. The coding region runs from base 328 to 1926 and encodes 532 amino acids.